This is a messenger RNA of Parnassius apollo (apollo), 549 nucleotides long. Lineage: Eukaryota; Metazoa; Arthropoda; Insecta; Lepidoptera; Papilionidae. The record is from the annotation of a GenBank genome assembly.
AUGGUUGCCCCACCCAUUACGCUAACAGAACGCUACGUUUUUUCAGUGGGAAUCCUCAAAAAGAAGGUCUACAACGAUCCCAUUACUUCAAUGGACCAGCUACGGGAGCGUGUGCAAAUGGCUGCACAACAAAUACUGAAGUACUACGAGUAUCAUGUGGGUGAUAGCAUAGAUACGCUGCAGGCUCAAGAUGUUAUAUUACAAGAAAAAACCAAGCGUCUAAAGACUGUAGCUGUUUCUCUAGAAAGCAUAGAUUCAGUGGGUGAGUUAGUAGAGGAAUCUGUGGUGAAACUUGAACCCCUAAACAAGUCAAGCUCUUCUGAAUCUGAUUACUUGGAUGUUGAAGAAGAAACUUUAGAGUCAGAAGCUUGUGGAGAAAACCUGAACACUGAACAGACUAGUUCAGCUCCACAGAGUACAGAAGAAACUUUAGAUAUACCACAUGCAGAUUAUACUACACCAGUUCCAGAAGUAAUAGAGAAGUGUCAGAGGAGAAAACCAGAUAUAUCGUCAACAUGUGUGCUACAGCUACAGGAGAAGAUGAACUGA